AUGUUGGCGAAUAGGUUGGUAGUGAUCAUGGGUGCCAUAGGCAUAGAAAAGACGAAGCUAUCAAUCGAUGUGGCUAAGGUUAUUGGCGAUGAGGUGUUGAAUGUUGAUAAGAUGCAAGCUUAUGCUGGCUUUGAUAUCGCCACCAACAAGGUGAGUUUUCUUUCUCGAUGUGGUAUUCCUCAUCACCUUCUUGUGGUUAUUCCUUUUACUGUUGAUGAUUUUCCUAUAUCCCUUUUUUUAUCUCUUGCAACCAUGGCCGUAAAUUGUAUUGUAAGGCGUGGUCGCAUGCCUAUUGUUGUAGGUGGAUCAAACUCGCUCAUACAUGGACUUCUUGUUGACUAUUUUGAUUCCUCCCUUGUUAAACCCUUUGUGAUAGCCGAUUAUUGCAUGUCCUUAAGUUUUCAAAGUUGCAUCAUUUGGAUUCAUCCUAAUGAGGUGAUUCUCAAUGAAUAUCUCAAUUGCCAUGUAAUUGAAAUUGGCUUGGUCGAGGAGGUUAAGGAAUACUUUGAUGCACACAAUAACUAUGUUGGGGGACACUGGUCUAGCAAAGGCAAUCGACGUAUUAGAGCUAGGUGA
Phragmites australis (common reed) is the source of this 576-nucleotide messenger RNA. Its product is annotated as adenylate isopentenyltransferase 8, chloroplastic-like. Bases 1 to 576 code for a protein of 191 amino acids. Gene Ontology annotation, biological process: cytokinin biosynthetic process; tRNA modification. NCBI's taxonomy places the organism in Eukaryota, Viridiplantae, Streptophyta, Magnoliopsida, Poales, Poaceae. Gene Ontology annotation, molecular function: tRNA dimethylallyltransferase activity. The record is from RefSeq and is a predicted model, not a curated record. Gene Ontology annotation, cellular component: mitochondrion. The transcript has a single exon.